Molecule: messenger RNA, 705 nt
Organism: Oikopleura dioica
Lineage: Eukaryota; Metazoa; Chordata; Appendicularia; Copelata; Oikopleuridae
Source: the annotation of a GenBank genome assembly
AUGCCAUUUGAGUUCCUUUACAGCAGCCACGAACUUCUUGACGAAAACGAUUGCGCGUGGGUUUACCGCGAGGAGCUGAGCGACGACGAGAAAGAUUGCCGAUUUCAAGGUUUUUCGUACGCUCCCCGGCGUUACGUUUUCCAGCCGAAGGAGAUUCCUUCUCGUCGUUCUGUUUAUCGCAAACAAACUGAGCAGCGCGGCCGUUUCUGGGUUGAGCGACACGUUCCCCAACAAAACCCGAUCCCAGUCGAUCUUGGUCUUCAAUCUCACGGCCCUUUGUACCCCUCGAAACGUCACUUCUACGCCGAGAAGCAUGUCUACGACACUUCUUCGUCGGAAGAAGAGCGACCGCUCAAGGAGGUACCUGAAUGCCCAGACUUGAUCGGCACGGGUGUUCACAACUACACCAGCGGCGUGUACCUUCAAAACCCUACUUUCUUGAACUUUCCGCACGUCCAACACGAUGGAACAAUCCCUGGAGGCGCAGACAAGUCGUACAAGAACUUCAUCAAACAGCUCGAGUACGAACGAGACCUAGCCCAUCGCGAAUUUAAAGCGAAAAGGGAUGCGGAACACAAGAGGGUGUUUGAGAAAGAAGAAGCCCGCAUCAACAAAAAGAAACGCGCCGAAGCUCGAUACAUGACAAGAGUCGAACAAAUGCACAAUGUGGAUGAAGUGCCCCUCUGGUCCCUCGCGGUCCAAUAA